AUGUUUCCUUCCCUUACAGUGACCUGUCCUGCUUUGACUGCACCAGACAGUGGAACUGUGUCAUAUUCCACAAACGGUGCAACAACUACCGCCAGUUACACUUGUAGCUCUGAGUAUUCUCUCGCUGGGCCAGAAUCUAGGGUCUGUCAAAGUAACAACUCUUGGGCAGAUGAAAACCCUACUUGCACGUGUAUUGUCCCGACUGCCCCUGCGAACGGAAGUUUCACUGUUGCAGUUGACGGGACGUUAACAUAUUAUUGCGAUGUCGGAUUCGUACUCAAUGGUGAUCGUACACGUACCUGUCAGACAAAUUCGAACACUUGGUCCGGUGUAGAACCAACCUGUGAUCAAUGUGAUGACAUAGUUGCUACCUCGGGUCUGAAUAUCACAGCCUCGGCCACUGGUACUACAACCAUUUCGUUAUUUAGUUGUGCGGCUGGUUAUACCCUCGAUGGAUCUUCAAAUUCAACGUGUUUGCUGUCAGGAUCAUGGGAUUCAAGCGCACCAACUUGCUUGCUCUGUGAAGAUAUAAACAGUACAAACACAUUGCAAGCAGCAAUUACUACAGACGGUUACGUGAGCACUGCAACAUUUACAUGCGUGACAGGUUAUCAUGUUGUUGGUCCAAGUUCUGCUACAUGCGAUGAAGCUGGUGCUUGGAACAGCAUACCGACAUGUGAAUGUGAUGAACAAACAGCAUUUUCAAAUGGUGAUAUAGAAGGAAACGGAACAAGCUCGCAGUUUUCAUGCGAUGCAGGAUACAGUUUGAUUGGUUCCUCAGUAACUGAAUGUUUAGACGACGGAACAGGCUGGAGUGCUGAUCCACCUUCAUGUGAUGAAUGUGAUUCCCUCGUUAGUCCUGUUGGUGUUUAUUAUAAUUUGUCUACGGACGGUGUAGUUACUAUGGCAACGUAUUUUUGCAGUUCUGGGUAUACUAUGUCAGGUCAACAAUAUUCAUAUUGUCAGAAUGAUGGUACCUGGAAUGAAACAGCUCCAACAUGUAUUAAUUGUCCAGAUCUGACAGAUCCGGUCAGUGGUACAGUUACUAUAAACACCGACGGGGUUACAAGCGUAGCUCAGUACGCAUGCGCAUCGGAGUACGAUAUUUCUGGUGAAACAGCAAGCACCUGCUUGACAGACGGAGCUUGGGAUAACGCUCCACCUACAUGUUCUUGUUCCCCGGCAAGUGUACCAGCUUAUGGUUCGGUAUUAUCUGACAAUGGAGUGUCGGUUUACUACCAAUGUAACUUAAACUACAGUAUGAAUGGUACAAGUGUCCGGGAAUGUUCUAUUGAUGGAACUGGAUGGAGCGGAAGCGACCCAAUAUGUGUUCCAUGCGAAACACUUGUCUCAGUAUCCGGCGGCUCUUUUUCACCUACAACAGACGGUGUCAAUACAAAAGUGGAGUAUUCUUGUGAUAUUGGUUACACAAUCAAUGGAAAGAAAGAAAUCACGUGCAAUUCUGACGGCACGUGGGAUUCUAGUCAGUCCACAUGCACUCAAUGUGAUACUCUUACUGCACCGAGUGGUGGAAACUUCACGAUAUAUAGCGAUGACAGCACCGUGACAAAAGCUAUCUUCACGUGUGAUGUUGGAUAUACAUUGGACGGAUAUAGUGAACUCACUUGCGAGGAGACUGGACAAUGGGAUAAUGAGAUUCCACAAUGUGAAUGCAACGAACCAUUGUCACCUGACAACGGAACAGUCACGGUUUCUAAUGACAAAACACAAGCUGAAUAUAUGUGUAACCUAGGGUUUACUUUACACGGAGUUAGUACAAGAACCUGCCAAUCAGAGGGUACAGGAUGGUCAAGCAGUGACCCUGUCUGUGUCGGGUGUUCAACACUCAGUAGUCCAAGCAAUGGCAGCGUCACCUUAUCAACAAAUGGGGUAUUAACAGUAGCCACUUAUUCCUGCGACGUAGGAUUUACUCUAAAUGGAGAUGUAACAUCGCAGUGCCAGGUUGAUGUAACUUGGUCAACCGUACCGCCAACUUGCUUGUCCACAGCUUCGCCGUCAGAGUGCAACAGUGGGGACAGUGGUGGCAGUAAUUUAUUACCAGCUGUUAUUGUUCUUGCCAUCCUAGCUUUGUGCUUAGGAAUUGCAUUUGGUCUAUCAGUGUUUUAUAUAUGGAAACUGAAGACAAAAGCACAAGGUUCAAGUAAUACUAAAGCAUCAAACCAGAACGGAACUUUUUCGUAUGAUUUCCCAGCUUCUAAAGCACCAAUGGAUCAUUCCCAACAUAUAAUGGACUUUCGAAACACGUCCUCCGCAAUGUCUGCACCAAUGGGUCACCAUCCAUCACCAAGAAUUGAUUCAAUAACACCACGAUCUCUGUCGACAACUGUUUCUUCAAACAGCCUUCAUCUGAGCCAUUUGAACCUUAUAAGAGAAGAUACGACAAGCUCCGUAAUAUUUGAUCAAAACAACCCUGCACCUUGGAUCAAGAGGCCAAAACACGAACAUGGCACCAGCUUAAGUACUGGACUUUUUCCACCAAUCACAGAAUCUGGAACGAAUUUAACCAGUCCGAGAGGAAAUAAUAACCCCGGGCUGAAAUAUCCCAGGAAAAAGAAACAAUCAUUUACCAAAAAGAUGCAACGACAAAAUUCAAUCAAUGCUGGUAAAACUGAUGUGUCGGAUAAAAAACAAGGGAAAUCGAGAAUAGUAAAGGCAGAAUCGGUUAAGCCCAUGUCAAGACCAAAAGUUAUGGUCAAUCGUAACGGCUCCAUACCGAAAAGUAUUGGAACUGCUAGUAAUAGUGUUAUGGCUGUGCCAGGGCGGAAACCUUCUGAACAGCUCGCACGAGCAUCGACACCAGUGAAUCAUCACAUUGAAGUUGAAGAUCCCGAUCAAUGUAGAACACCUAGAUCAAAUAAGUUUGCUACUGUUCAAUAAACUAUGUUAUUUAUUUUAUGAAUUGUUAAUGUUACCUUGUUGAAAAGGUACGAAUGUUGUCGUGUUGGUUUUAGUAUUACGUUUGAUGUUUUGUACUUUGACAGAAACAAAAUAAAUACAUUGUGAAACAUGGUUUUUGUGAAAAUGAUGUGAAAUAUGCACGCAUGCCAAUAGUGUUGACAUUUUAAAUCUCUUGCACGAAAGGCAGGGUUAACUGUCAUGACUGUCGUAUAUCUUUUUAAAGCGGUUUUCUUUUUCUAAAACAAUUUGGCAAUUGUGAAUGAAAAUUGAUACAAUUGUUUGUUAAAGGAUGGGGGAAUAAUUUAAAUUUGGCAA
This is a messenger RNA of Mercenaria mercenaria, 3234 nucleotides long. Its product is annotated as CUB and sushi domain-containing protein 3-like. NCBI's taxonomy places the organism in Eukaryota, Metazoa, Mollusca, Bivalvia, Venerida, Veneridae. The transcript has 15 exons. Bases 1 to 2898 code for a protein of 965 amino acids. The record is from RefSeq and is a predicted model, not a curated record.